Messenger RNA from Erinaceus europaeus (western European hedgehog), 2991 nucleotides. It is a transcript of the gene CENPB, whose product is annotated as centromere protein B. Lineage: Eukaryota; Metazoa; Chordata; Mammalia; Eulipotyphla; Erinaceidae. Gene Ontology annotation, cellular component: nucleus; chromosome, centromeric region. The record is from RefSeq and is a predicted model, not a curated record. Gene Ontology annotation, molecular function: DNA binding; chromatin binding. The transcript has a single exon. The coding region runs from base 358 to 2175 and encodes 605 amino acids.
CGGGGAGGCGGCGCCGGGCGUCCCCGCGCUUCCCGCGAGAUCCCGCUCCACCCGCUCCGCCCCGCUCGCCGCGCUCCCCGCUCCCCGCGCCGCGGCACUUCCUGCCUCCGCGCCCGCGCCGCCCGCCCUCUCCCGCGCCCGCCGCCCGCCGUCCGCCGCUCGGCGCCGCACCCGCGGGCGCCCCCGGAGGUGCUUGGGGCUCGGCCGGGUCGCCGCCCAGCCCGCCGCCCCGCGCGCCGCUUUGUCUCGGGCGGGGCGCGCGGGAGAGGCCGCCAGGUGCCCCCCGCCGCGGGCCCGGGCCCCCCGCCCCGGGGCGGCGGCGGUGGCGCCGGGCCCCGGGGCGGGGGGCGCGCCGGGAUGGGCCCCAAGCGGCGGCAGCUGACGUUCCGGGAGAAGUCAAGGAUCAUCCAGGAGGUGGAGGAGAACCCGGACCUGCGCAAGGGCGAGAUCGCGCGGCGCUUCAACAUCCCGCCGUCCACACUCAGCACCAUCCUGAAGAACAAGCGGGCCAUCCUGGCGUCGGAGCGCAAGUACGGAGUGGCCUCCACCUGCCGCAAGACCAACAAGCUGUCCCCCUACGACAAGCUCGAGGGGCUGCUCAUCGCCUGGUUCCAGCAGAUCCGCGCCGCCGGCCUGCCCGUCAAGGGCAUCAUCCUCAAGGAGAAGGCGCUGCGGAUCGCCGAGGAGCUGGGCAUGGACGACUUCACCGCCUCCAAUGGCUGGCUGGACCGCUUCCGCCGGCGCCACGGCGUGGUGUCCUGCAGCGGGGUGGCCCGAGCCCGCGCGCGCAAUGCCGCCCCGCGGCCGCCCGCCGCCCCGGCCAGCCCGCCUGCCCCCUCGGAGGGCAGCGGCGCGGGCGUGACGGGCUGGCUUGCCCGCGAGGAGCAGCCGCCGUCGGUGGCCGAGGGCUACGCCUCCCAGGACGUGUUCAGCGUCACCGAGACCAGCCUGUGGUACGACUUCCUGCCCGACCAGGCCGCGGGGCUGUGCGGCAGCGACGGGCGGGCACGCAGGGCCACCCAGCGCCUGAGUGUCCUGCUGUGCGCCAACGCGGAUGGCAGCGAGAAGCUGCCCCCUCUCGUGGCGGGAAAGUCGGCCAAGCCCCGCGCAGGCCAAGCCGGCCUGCCCUGCGACUACACCGCCAACUCCAAGGGUGGUGUCACCACUCAGGCGCUGGCCAAGUACCUGAAGGCCCUGGACACCCGCAUGGCUUCCGAGUCCCGCCGAGUCCUGCUGCUGGCCGGACGCCUGGCUGCCCAGUCCGUGGACACCUCGGGCCUGCGGCAUGUGCAGUUGGCCUUCUUCCCACCUGGCACCGUGCAGCCGCUGGAGCGGGGAGUGGUCCAGCAGGUGAAGGGCCACUACCGCCAGGCUAUGCUGCUCAAGGCCAUGGCCGCACUGGAGGGCCAGGAUCCCUCCGGCCUGCAGCUGGGCCUCAUGGAAGCUUUGCACUUCGUGGCUGCGGCCUGGCAGGCAGUGGAGCCUGCGGACAUAGCUGCCUGCUUUCGUGAGGCUGGCUUUGGGGGUGGCCCUAAUGCCACCAUCACCACUGCCCUCAAGAGUGAAGGGGAGGAAGAGGAGGAGGAGGAGGAGGAAGAGGAAGAAGAGGAGGGGGAAGGGGGGGAGGAGGAGGAGGAGGGGGAGGAGGAAGAAGAAGGUGAGGAGGAGGAAGAAGGGGGAGAAGGGGAGGAAUUGGGGGAGGAAGAGGAGGUGGAAGAGGAGGGUGAUGUGGAUGACAGUGAUGAAGAGGACGAGGAAGAGGAGGAGGAGAGCUCCUCUGAGGGCUUGGAGGCCGAGGACUGGGCCCAGGGUGUCAUGGAGGCUGGCGGCAGCUUCGGGGGCUACAGUGCCCAGGAGGAGGCCCAGUGCCCUAGCCUCCACUUCCUAGAAGGCGAGGAGGACUCUGAGUCAGACAGCGAGGAAGAAGAGGAAGACGAGGAGGAUGAGGAGGAUGAAGAUGACGAAGACGAUGACGAGGAUGGUGACGAGGUGCCUGUGCCCAGCUUUGGGGAGGCUAUGGCUUACUUUGCUAUGGUCAAGAGGUAUCUGACCUCCUUCCCUAUUGACGAUCGUGUGCAGAGCCACAUCCUCCACUUGGAACAUGAUCUGAUCCACGUGACCAGAAAGAACCACGCCAGGCAGACAGGCGUUCGGAGUCUUGGCCAUCAAAGCUGAACCACUGGGCCUAGCCAUGUCCCUGGCUCAGAUGUGGCAGCACCAGCCCAGGGUAGAGAACUCUCCAGGCAGCUGCUGUGGCUGGCUUGGGGGAGGGAGGGCCCUGAUCCUUUAGUAAUGUUGCCCCAGCCCUGGAGUUGGCCCAGCCACCUUGGUAGGGCCUGGAGCUGGGAUCAGCCUCACUGCCUGCUUACUGCCUCUUUCUCAGAAUCCUCUUUCCUCCCCAUUUGUCCCUGGGAUUGGGGGACCAGGUGGGGAGGGUGGGGAGCUGUCCGGUGCUACCACACCGUGCCAUCAGUGGACUAGGCCACAGCGGCAGCCAGGGUCAGGCCCUGGAAGCUCCUGGCCAAGAGUGCCUCUCCCCUCCACCGUCCACACCAUGUAAUUGGUGGAGGGGACCCUCAAAGCCAUUCUGGGAAGGGCUCCAGAGGAAGGUCCAGCCUAGGCUACCACAAGGCUGGCAGCCCCCCCAACCCCCGCCCCUGGGCCACUUCUAGAAGCACAGUCACUGCAGGCUCCUGAGCCUGCCUCUACCUGCUCCCCCACCUCUCCAGUCCCUUUCUCUGGCCCAGUCCAUGUUACUUUGGCUCUUGGUUUUCUUUCUAAAUUCCCCAAAGGACCUCCAGGGGAGUAAUACUGGGUGCUUCCCUGUGGGCAGCUGCAGGCCCCAUGCCUCUCAUCCCUCUGUAGGGCCCUAUCCUGGGCAGUGGUCUGGGACUGGACCCAGAGUUCAGCCAUCUAUCUGCUCCUUUCCCAGUCUGAAUUCAAUAAAUCCAUCCACCCCCAUUUUGUGGGGGUGAAUGUUUUAACAGCCAA